This is a messenger RNA of Cannabis sativa, 953 nucleotides long. Its product is annotated as 22.0 kDa class IV heat shock protein-like. Lineage: Eukaryota; Viridiplantae; Streptophyta; Magnoliopsida; Rosales; Cannabaceae. The record is from RefSeq and is a predicted model, not a curated record. The transcript has a single exon. Gene Ontology annotation, biological process: response to heat; protein complex oligomerization; response to salt stress. Bases 198 to 746 code for a protein of 182 amino acids.
UAGAAAUUAAAUCAAACACACCACCCAUAUCUAUAUAUAACCCCCCUGAUCCCUAUACAUCACUCCAUCAACAUACCAACAAUCAACAAAUCUCAAAGCAACAAUUUUUACUCAUCCAUAUAUACAAUACAACCUCUCUCUAUAGUUGCCUCGGUUUCCUACAAGCCAAACAAACACCCCAAUCAACACUAACUAAAAUGGCCAAACCAAUAAUGAAACUCCCCAUUGCACUUCUGAUUCUCCUAAUCAUCACAGUCCAAUCCACUACUGCCCUAGUUCCCUACACGGGAGGAUCGCUUUGGGACGUGAUGCUGAACAACAUUCCCUCCGAUGACCCUUUCAGAAUCCUCGAACACACGCCCUUUCCUGUUCCGACUAAAGCCUCAGAGCCCUUGGCCUUGGCACGUGCGGACUGGAAGGAGACAGCGUCCGAGCACGUGAUCGCGGUGGACGUUCCGGGGAUGAAGAAGGAGGAGGUGAAGAUCGAGGUGGAGGAGAACAGAGUGCUGAGAGUGAGCGGAGAGAUGAAGGCUGAGGAGGAACGAGAGGGCGACAAGUGGCACCGUUCCGAGAGGAUCAGUGGAAAGUUCUGGAGACGCUUCCGGUUGCCGGAGAAUGCAGAUUUGGAUGCGAUCAAGGCUAAGCUUGAGAAUGGUGUUUUGAAAAUUACAGUGCCCAAACUGGCCGAGGAGAAGAAGAAACAGCCCAAGGUUAUUGAUAUUUCUGAACACAAGGCUGAAUUGUGAGAGCAAUAUUGGAGUCUUACAAGACUAAUAAAGUUGGUGUGGCUUCUCUUCUGAAUAAUAUGACUGACUUGGCUUUACAUAUUAAUAUGUACUUGCCAAUUUCACUUUUAUAUAAAUAUAUAUGUAUGAGUAUUAAACUAGGCUUAUUAUAUAUGUUAUGUGUAAUAAUAUUUUUGUACUAGUUUUAAUAAAUAAGCGUGUGUUUUU